Exaiptasia diaphana is the source of this 1313-nucleotide messenger RNA. RefSeq lists its product as uncharacterized. Lineage: Eukaryota; Metazoa; Cnidaria; Anthozoa; Actiniaria; Aiptasiidae. The record is from RefSeq and is a predicted model, not a curated record.
UUACACUCGAACUUUACGAAGUCACGCCGUGUUUGUUGUCAUGUCUCGAAACAACUUUACAUAAAGAUUGUCACUUGUUAUGCAAACAUUUCAUUCAAAACAUUCAAAGUUAUACUUGAAAUCAGAACAUAGUUCAUAUAAACUCUUAUUUUCGAUCAAAAGAUUAAGGAAUUUUGUAACGCAAAGACCUUUUACACUCGAACUUUUCGAAGUCACGCCGUGUUUGUUGUCAUGUCUCGAAACAACUUUACAACAGGUACUUCUGGAACUUGUUGGGGACAAGCCUUGUCCGGGACUACCGGAUCCAGACCACCUGGCAAGAGCUGCCAAUAGAGCGAGACAAGGCCUGAGACCAGCAGAGCCGAAAACCCUGGACUUUUCCAUUGACGAGCAGCAUAUCCCGGAUGAAUUCCUCCAGGCAGAUGUGAGAGUUCGAAACCGACGCCACAUAGUAUUUGCGUCGAGUAAGCAACUAAAACAACUAUCACAGUCCAAGUCAUGGUACAUCGAUGGAACAUUUAAGCUUUGCAGAAAGCCCUUCCAGCAACUCCUCAGUGUCAAUGCAUUCCUCAGAUCCGGCGAUAACACAAAGCAGGUGCCGCUAGUAUUUGUCCUGAUGUCAGGAAGAAAGAAAAUCGACUACAAAAAGGUCUUCGAAAAACUACUGGAAAUUUUGCCAUACGAGGAACGAGUGACGGAAGKUACAGUCGACUUCGAGCCAGCUCUAUGGUCAGCUCUACCGGAAGUUCUCCCGGACGUUAACUUGAUUGGUUGCAGUUUCCACUGGACGCAGGCGGUUUGGAGAAAGAUACAAGAAUUUGGACUCCAAACUGCAUACAAACAGGACCGGGGCACCCRUGAAUACAUAAGGCAGAUAUUGGCAAUGACCUACCUCCCCGCAGAGAAAAUUCCCACUGUUUGGCAACGCCUGAAAGCAAAAGCCUCAACUGCAGCACUUCGCAGAUUAGUUAACUAUGUACAAGAAACGUGGAUGGACGAAGACGGAAUGUGGUCCCCAWUCAGUUGGAGCGUAUAUAACAGAGUCAUUCGAACCAACAACGAUGUAGAAGGAUGGCAUCACGCCCUCAACAACAGAGUCGCUGGGAAAGCAAACCUGCCGUUUUAUCUACUGGUGCACCUUCUAUACAAAGAAGCAUUACUUGUAAAGAUGGACAUGAGGUUCGUGUCGGAAAGGAAAGUAAAAAGGCAGCAGAAGAACAAGACAAAGAGAAGGCAGGGGAAAAUAAUGAGGCAGUGGGCGGUAUAUAAAAGACAAGAGCAGAAUGCAAGGGAACUUUUGAGGGCGUGUGCUA